UUUAUCUUAUAGUACCGAUAGUUUUUCUAUGUUUGGGAGUUUGGAUGAUGAUGACGAGUACGGGCUUGAUUGCAGUGGCAACGAAGAACCAGGAAAAGUUCAGCUUCAAAAUAAGCUCACCGGCAAUUUGCCAGAAGCCACUACUAAACGAUGGUCCUUCAGGACCAUUGCGGUUAAGACCCACGCUCCUAAAGAUCCAUAUGAAAAAUACCAACACACAUUGAACCAACUUUUGUUUGGGUCAAAAAUUGAAGAACGGGAUGAUGACGAGGAGGCAAAUAUAAAAAAGCUAAGUUUUGAGGACCCAGAAGUUGAGUCGGACCCGCUUGCCCAAUUUCCUAGCGGAAGUAUCAUGCGUGCGGAGGUCUUCCAAAAUAAAACCAGCGUGCAUUUGCCGUCGUUUGAGUUCAUGCACCGCGGUCACCUGUUCCUCCAGAUCACCAACGACUACAUGCAGACGGCCGUCAACGCCUUCUCCAUCUUGCUAAAAGGCAACCUACAAGAUGUGCUUCGAUUGCCAGCUGGUUAUGUUUUGAAAUCCGCUAAAACUAUAGCUAUGAUGAAAAUAGCGAAGGAAAAGUUGGCAGCGACGUGGGCGGUCGUCAAAGGGAACAAUCUCCCUAUCGAGAUCUCCUCCAUUGUCCUGGAGAUGUAUCGGCCUCUUUUCAAAUACUUGAAUGGGAAAGAGAUGGCAAGACUGAAUCUAAGCGACGAAAAAAUAUUGACUUUUAUUGGGACUCAUAGCGAUUUAGACAGACAUCAGGUUGGAGUGGUAGCCAGCAAAUACAUAAGGUUAAACGACAGAUGGAUGGAACCGAAGUAUUUAAAUAUGAUGAACAAUAUUUUGUGUGGAGUGCCGAUGACUUUCAUGCGGAAGGUACCAGAGAGUACCUUUUUACAACUGACUCACCAGUUAUUCUAUCAUAUUCGAGCUUGUGAUCCUCUUCAGCGAAGAUUUUACUUGGCAAUGAUGACAAAGACUCAGGCGUUAGGAAAGUCGUACAGUUGGAGCGCCAGAGACGUAUCGCGUUUGGGCUUGCUGUUAACAGAGGUUGAGGGCCCUGACCUGGCUGCUGUUAAUCCUGAAGCUAUGUCUGGGAUUACUGCACAAGUAAUGUUAGAAAUUCCGGCAGCAACUUUGAAGCACAUAACAGAAAUGCAGCUGCGUUACAUCGAACAGAAGCCAUUGAAUAUUUUAGCAAAAAAAUUAAGAAUCCACCAAGAUCAGGAGGAAAUAAUAAACAAUGGACAAUGUUCAAUGAAUUUAACAGUCUCAUUAGCAGUUCUAAUAUUACUAACUCAGGUAAUAAAGUAA
This is a messenger RNA of Ostrinia furnacalis (Asian corn borer), 1315 nucleotides long. RefSeq lists its product as uncharacterized. The record is from RefSeq and is a predicted model, not a curated record. The transcript is spliced from 10 exons. Bases 29 to 1315 code for a protein of 428 amino acids. NCBI's taxonomy places the organism in Eukaryota, Metazoa, Arthropoda, Insecta, Lepidoptera, Crambidae.